This is a messenger RNA of Erythranthe guttata (spotted monkey flower), 1681 nucleotides long. Its product is annotated as beta-1,4-xylosyltransferase IRX9. Gene Ontology annotation, cellular component: Golgi membrane. The record is from RefSeq and is a predicted model, not a curated record. Gene Ontology annotation, biological process: glucuronoxylan biosynthetic process; plant-type secondary cell wall biogenesis. Lineage: Eukaryota; Viridiplantae; Streptophyta; Magnoliopsida; Lamiales; Phrymaceae. Gene Ontology annotation, molecular function: galactosylgalactosylxylosylprotein 3-beta-glucuronosyltransferase activity; xylosyltransferase activity.
AUGGCAACUACUCAAAGAAAUGAUUGCCUCCUAAAAGGAAAAAUUUGGUUCUUUUCAAAACUUUAGGUGGAUGAAUGUACAUCUCAACCACAAUUUGGUGCAAGAAAGCAAUAUUUUAUUGUGCUGUUUUUCUUAUACUUAAAGGCAUGACUAUGUCAAGCAAAGCCUCACCAAUUAACAAACUUCAAUCAGUAACAACUCUCUGUUUCAGUUGACUCCACCUACAACUGCAAUUUUUAAUGCUGAGUUGCAUAUCUACUUUAACAUUACUUGUCGAUAGUCUUCCUUAAUAUAUCGAAACGCCUGGAUAGUUUGCAAGAACCCCCCUUUAGAAAAAUGGCAUCUUUAGAAAGAUCAAAGAAGAAGGUGCAGUUAUGGAAGAAAGCCACAGUUCAUUUCUUGCUAUGUUUUGUCAUGGGAUUCUUCACCGGCUUUGCUCCAACCAGCAAGGCAUCAAUAUUUUCGAGCCGUGUUACAAUGUCGCUUUCGUCAAACUACUCACCUCAGCCAGUGAAAGUGUUUCACCAAUCAAGAACGCAGAAUUUCAACAGAAGCUUGUUCGAUAAAACAGUAUCAAAAGCGGAGCACAGUCACAAUUCAGAUAAGGAUCAGAGAGUACCCGAAGAAGACAAAAGGGGUUCCGAGGAAUUAAACGUAAGGAAACUAGUAAUUGUCAUCACACCUACUAGUGGGAGAAAUAAGCUAAGAGGGGUGUUACUUAGGAGAUUGGCAAACACGUUGAAAUUGGUGGCUCGCCCGUUGUUGUGGAUUGUUGUGGAACAGCUGUCUGAAGAUUCCGAGGUUUCUGAGAUACUAAGGAAAACAGGGAUCAUGUACAGGCAUGUUGUCUUCAAGGAGAAUUUCACUGAUGUGGAUUCUGAAAUGGAUCAUCAGAGAAAUAUUGCUGUGAAUCACAUUGAACACCAUCGGCUGAGUGGAAUCGUCCAUUUUGCAGGGCUUUCAAAUGUUUACGAUCUCCAUUUCUUCGAAGAGAUAAGAGCAGUCGAGGCAUUCGGGACGUGGCCUAUAGCUAAACUUUUUGCGAACAAGAAGAAGGUGACAAUCGAGGGGCCGGUUUGUGAUUUCUCAGAAGUUGUGGGGUGGCAUUUAAAAAAGACGAACAAUGUAACAGAUACAAGAACAACGGCUCUUCCUAUAUCAAGUUUCGCAUUCAACAGUUCAAUUCUUUGGGAUCCGGAGAGGUGGGGCCGCCCUUCAUCUGUUCAAGACACUUCCCAGAAUUCACUGAGAUUUGUGAGAAAAGAAGUUCUUGAAGAGGAAGCGAAGGUGAAGGGAAUUCCGACGCAGGGUUGCUCUAAAGUUCUACUGUGGGAUCUUCACAUUUCUUAAUAAUGAUGAUUAGGAUAAAGAUCAUCUUCACCUAAUUGCCUGUUAGAGAAUGCUUCGAAAAUGAUUAAUGAUGCCGUAUGAAAAUGACAUUUUACUGUCUGGAUUUUUAAAAUUUGUAAUGAAUUGCAUCUGAAAGUAUAUGGGAUUUGGCAGCAAAGUUUAAGCAGUCAAUUACAGUUUUUUUUUUCGUACUUUUGAAGUCUUCUCUAAACUAAAUAUGGAAGAUCGAUUUCCACCGAUUUUGAUCCCGAAGUUUCCGGAUGUGGAAAAAUGUUUUUCACUCUGAAUUUCGAGAAUUCCGAUUUUUAUUUUAUUUUUUCGACCUUUUUUA